Dromaius novaehollandiae (emu) is the source of this 3108-nucleotide messenger RNA. It is a transcript of the gene ACSBG1, whose product is annotated as acyl-CoA synthetase bubblegum family member 1. NCBI's taxonomy places the organism in Eukaryota, Metazoa, Chordata, Aves, Casuariiformes, Dromaiidae. Gene Ontology annotation, molecular function: long-chain fatty acid-CoA ligase activity. Bases 163 to 2259 code for a protein of 698 amino acids. The record is from RefSeq and is a predicted model, not a curated record. The transcript is spliced from 15 exons. Gene Ontology annotation, cellular component: membrane; endoplasmic reticulum.
GCUUUUGUAGCAGUAGUCUCCUCCUCUUGUAUUAUGUCUUUUUUUUUUUUUGAACAAAUAACCACUUAUUGUUGGUUUCUUCAGUUGCCUAAGUCGCUUAUUUAUGCCUGACCCGCACAGCUCUUCAGCAUAUUCGUGACCAGCUUUAGAGGGUUUGUCAGCAUGCCUAACAGUGAAGAGAUCCUCACGAAAAAAUUACAAGAUGAAAAUGCAAUGAACAUUACAGAAAGCUAUGAAACCAGAACAUUUACAGAUGCACAGACUGUCUCCAAAGAUUUACUGGUUCAUUUUGAGAAGACCCAAGAUGAAGGCAAAGAGUCAACAGAGUCUCUGUGGACUUCCUUCGCUGAUGGCGGAGUCAGACUGAGAAUAGAUAAUUCAUGUCCACAGACUCCAGUAACAGUUCAUCAGAUGUUCAAAGAGAGCCUAGAAAAAUAUGGGUCUCUUAAUGCUUUGGCCAGCAAAAAGAAUGGCAAGUGGGAGAAGAUUACUUUUUCAGAGUAUUAUUGCCUGUCCCGGAAAGCAGCCAAAAGCUUCUUAAAGCUUGGUCUUGAACGAUUCCACAGUGUAGGAAUCCUUGGAUUUAAUUCUCCAGAAUGGUUCAUUUCAGCUGUUGGAGCUGUUUUUGCUGGGGGAAUUGUCACAGGAAUAUAUACAACCAACUCUCCAGAGGCCUGCCACUACAUUGCUCAUGACAGCAAAACCAAUAUCAUGGUUGUGGAAAAUCAGAAACAACUGGACAAGAUAAUGCAGAUCUGGAAUCAUUUGCCACACUUGAAAGCUGUUGUGCUGUAUAGGGACUCUAUGGCAGAGAGACGUCCCAAUUUGUAUACGAUGGAAGAAUUUCUGGAGUUGGGAGAUGACAUAACUGAUGCUACUUUGGAUGACAUUAUUAACUCCCAAAAGCCAAAUCAAUGCUGUGUGCUAAUAUACACAUCUGGAACAACUGGGAAGCCAAAAGGAGCCAUGCUGAGUCAUGACAAUAUAACUUGGACGUCAGCACAUUGCAGCAGAGCAGGAGAUAUGCAACCUGCAGAGGUCCAACAGGAGUCUAUAGUCAGUUAUCUCCCACUCAGCCACAUAGCUGCACAGAUAUAUGACCUGUGGACAGGAAUCAAGUGGGGAGAGCAAGUUUACUUUGCUGAGCCGGAUGCUUUAAAGGGCAGCUUGAUCAACACACUAAAAGAAGUUCAGCCAACAUCUCAUAUGGGAGUUCCCCGAGUAUGGGAGAAAAUCAUGGAGAAAUUAAAGGAUGCUUCUGCUCAGUCAGGAUUUAUGAAGAAGAAAAUGCUUUCAUGGGCUAUGUCAGUUAGCUUAGAGAGAAACUUAAACUGCUCAAGAAGUGAUUUAAAGCUGUUUUGGACAAGGUUAGCAGACUACUUGGUGCUUGCAAAAAUCCGCAAUGCGCUGGGUUUUUCUUGCUGUCAGAAGCACUUUUGUGGUGCUGCUCCUCUCAAUACGGAAACAUUGAAUUUCUUCUUGGGUCUGAACAUCACCUUGUAUGAGGCCUAUGGGAUGAGUGAGACCACAGGCCCGCACUGCCUGUCUGGGCCAUAUAUUUACAGGCAGCACAGCUGUGGUAAACCAGUACCUGGCUGCAAAGUAAAAUUGGUGAAUGAAGAUACAGAAGGCAAUGGAGAAAUCUGUUUCUGGGGAAGGACUGUUUUCAUGGGUUAUUUAAAUAUGGAAGACAAAACAAAAGAAGCCUUUGAUGAAGAUGGGUGGCUGCAUUCUGGAGAUUUAGGAAAACUAGACAAGGAUGGCUUCCUCUAUGUCACUGGAAGAAUUAAAGAUUUGAUUAUUACAGCUGGAGGUGAAAACGUGCCUCCAAUUCCAAUUGAAGAUGCUGUCAAGAAAGAACUUCCAAUUGUUAGUAAUGCCAUGGUGAUUGGAGAUAAAAAGAAGUUUUUGUCAAUGUUGCUGACCCUAAAGUGUGUCCUGGAUCCAGAUACAUCUGAUCCUACUGACAUCCUUACCGAGCAAGCUAGAGACUUCUGCCAGAAGACUGGCAGCAAAGCCACUACGGUAUCAGAGAUUGUAGCUACAAGAGACCGGGCUAUCUACCAGGCCAUUCAGGAGGGAAUCAACAAAGUCAACAUGAAUGCUACUAAUAAAGUUCAUUGUAUUCAAAAAUGGAUAGUGCUGCCAAGAGAUUUUUCCAUUUCUGGAGGAGAACUAGGUCCGACAAUGAAGUUAAAACGGCUCACCGUGCUUGAGAAAUACAGAGAUGAAGUAGAUUCCUUCUAUGAAGAUGGCUAGACUUCAGAGACUUUGUGAAAGCAGCAGCUCCAUGUUGAAAUACACAUUACUAUUUCCCUUAAAAACAUAUAAAUCAAGAAAGGGGGGGGAAUAGCACCCUAAGACUGAAAGAUACAAAGUAGCAAAUACAGAUCUUACAUAAAGUGUAUUUAGAACAGAAACGUCUUUAAAAUUGUCUUUACAGCACUUAUUUUUAAUGUGUUUGAAAGCACGCAAGUUUGUCACUGUGUUGCAACUCUUCUUUUAUGUUUCAAUAUUCACAUUGUACUAAAUCUGACAAAUAUAAGCUGCAUUUCCUCUUCCCUUUAUCAAAAAUUCUGAUUGAUUAUUCAUGUGACAUUAUGUGAAGGGCAUACUUGAUAAAAAGCUGUCUAAAAAGCUUGCUGUUAUUAAGUGAUGUUUGGCAGAGAGUUGGAAUGGCUAACACAAGCAGUCUACAACCACUAUUUUUGACUUCCCCCCUCCCCCCAAAACCCCUCACCCAGUACUUUCCAUGAAAGUUCCAACAUGCAGCAUUAUACAACUUAUAAACUUAAAGCUUGUUGCAGUCAGCUCAGAGCAUCAGACAAGACAGCAGCCUAGGACUAUAAAAACCAAACCAAGCAAUAGGACUUUGAAAAGUCUUUAUUUUUUUCCAUUUUGUGCAUAACGAUAACUCAGAAGGAAUAAUCUAAAGGAAACAAGGAAGCAGCAGCAACAGUGUAUGCAUUCAAAUUACGCUAAAAUUCUGUUUGAGACAACUGUAUCUUUUGUAUCCCACAGAAGGAAAUGUUACCUAUUAACCAAGCACAGAGUGCGUGCGCACACACGCACACACACGCACACACACGCACACACACGCACACACAC